AUAUAUUCCCUCGGAGCAAAGUGUUGCGGAAUUCACAUCAGCCAGGGAGAAGCCCGCUGACAGCUGCAACUGCAAGCCGCCACGGGCUGAGCUGAGGCUGUGUCGAUCCAUCCGUAUUCAGGAAAACAACGCCAAUCAAUCCAGUCCAGAGGAAGGGCGAUGGCCGCCGCUAGGAUCGCCGCCUGCACCACCUCCGCCCGCACCGCCCUCGCCUUGGCAGACGACCCCGCGCCGCCGGACACGCUGGACGUGGUGCGCCGGCAGCGCCAGCUCCUACGCCGCGCCGCGGCCCUCUGCCUCGACCCCAUCGCCGAGGAGUCCGACGGUGGCAUCGACUCUGCCUCCGACGUCCACUCCUUGGGCCGGAGCCGGAGCCGGGGCCAGACCGCCGCCACCUCCGCACUGCCGGCGCGUCCCUGAGGAUCUGAACCGUCAAAGACGAGACCUUUUCCUUCUUGCCAUAGGAGUGGAGUUUUUUCCCGUGGGUUUUAAGAAAUACUCCGUACAAUGUAUAUGUUGUUACUAUAGUAAUAUUAUAGAAUAUAGACCAAAAGCUGUUUCAGACACCGUUGCAAAAUAGAGCUUUCAAUAUCAUGGUUUAA
Molecule: messenger RNA, 602 nt
Organism: Zea mays
Lineage: Eukaryota; Viridiplantae; Streptophyta; Magnoliopsida; Poales; Poaceae
Exons: 1
Coding region: 160-420 (86 amino acids)
Source: RefSeq, marked validated